Molecule: messenger RNA, 3584 nt
Organism: Myodes glareolus (Bank vole)
Lineage: Eukaryota; Metazoa; Chordata; Mammalia; Rodentia; Cricetidae
Source: RefSeq, a predicted model, not a curated record
GGUACUGAUUUGAACAUAAUCUCUUGGUCUUUGUUGUGCUUUGAUGACCAUAUUUCUCUUUCAGCCCAAAAUGGAGUUAACCCCGACUGGGAGAAGAAAGUUAUAGAAUACUUCAAGGAAAAGCUGAAGGAAAAUAAUGCUCCUAAAUGGGUACCAUCAUUGAAUGAAGUUCCCCUUCAUUAUUUGAAACCUAACAGCUUUGUCAAGUUUCGUUGCAUGAUUCAGGAUAUGUUUGACCCUGAGUUUUACAUGGGCGUUUAUGAGACGGUUAACCAGAACACAAAAGCACGGGUUCUUCAUUUUGGAAAAUACAGGGAUAUAGCAGAAUGUGGGCCUCAACAGGAGCUUGACUUAAACUCUCCACGAUCUACCACAGCAGAAAGACAGACCUUCUACUGUGUCCCAGUGCCUGGGGAAUCUUCAUGGGUCAAAGAGGCCUAUGUCAAUGCAAACCAAGCUCGAGUCAGUCCCUCGACUUCCUAUACGCCUAGUCGGCACAAGAGGAGUUACGAAGAUGAUGAAGACAUGGACCUACAGCCCAACAAACAGAAAGACCAACAUGCAGGUGCCAGGCAAGCAGGGGGCCUCGGUGGUCUUCACUGGUGCGGAGAACCAAAACGCUUAGAAACUGAAGCUUCCACUGGGCAGCAGCUGAACUCCUUGAACCUCUCUUCCCCAUUCGAUCUGAACUUCCCCCUGCCAGGAGAGAAGGGCCCUGCCUGCCUCGUUAAGGUCUAUGAAGACUGGGACUGCUUCAAAGUCAAUGACGUUCUUGAGUUAUAUGGUGUGCUGUCUGUAGAUCCUGUCCUGAGCAUACUGAAUAAUGAAGAAAGGGAUGCCUCUGCACUGCUGGACCCCAUGGAGUGCUCAGACAUGGCAGAGGAGCAGAGGGUGCAUAGUCCUCCAGCUUCAUUAGUGCCAAGAAUUCAUGUUAUUUUAGCCCAGAAGCUGCAGCACAUCAAUCCUUUGUUACCCACUUGCCUUAACAAGGAGGAGAGCAGAACCUUUGUAUCCAGUUUCAUGUCUGAGUUGUCUCCAGUCAGAGCAGAGCUGCUUGGAUUCCUCACUCAUGCACUCUUGGGAGAUAAUUUGGCUGCAGAAUACCUUAUAUUACAUCUCAUCUCAACAGUAUAUACAAGAAGAGAUGUUCUUCCACUAGGAAAAUUUACAGUUAACCUGAGUGGCUGCCCACAAAAUAGUACCUUCACAGAACACCUGUAUCGGAUCAUUCAACACCUUGUUCCAGCAUCUUUUCGUCUACAGAUGACGAUAGAAAACAUGAACCAAUUGAAAUUCAUUCCCCACAAAGACUACACAGCCAACCGAUUGGUCAGCGGUCUUCUCCAGCUGCCCAACAACACGUCCCUGGUCAUUGAUGAGACUCUUCUAGAGCAAGGGCAGUUGGACACCUCAGGUGUUCAUAAUGUGACUGCCCUGAGCAACCUGAUAACCUGGCAGAAGGUAGAUUAUGACUUCAGUUACCACCAGAUGGAGUUCCCGUGCAACAUCAACGUCCUCAUCACAUCCGAGGGGAGGUCACUACUCCCGGCAGACUGCCAGAUUCACUUACAGCCCCAGCUGAUGCCGCCCAACAUGGAGGAGUACAUGAACAGCCUUCUCUCGGCUGUGCUGCCGUCUGUGCUCAACAAGUUCCGCAUCUACCUGACCCUCCUGAGGUUUCUGGAUUACAACAUUUCAGAUGACAUAACCAAGGCGGUUGAAGAUGACUUCGUGGAAAUGCGUAAAAACGACCCUCAGAGUAUCACAGCCGAUGAUCUCCACCAGCUGCUUGUGGUGGCUCGGUUUUUGUCCCUGAGUGCUGGCCAAACAACACUGUCAAGAGAACGAUGGCUGAGAGCAAAGCAGCUGGAGUCAUCCAGAAAGAACAGACUUCAGCAGCACAAGUGUGUGAACGGGAACGAGCUUUAGAGUCUGAACUGGAGGAGAGUGGGCAAGCUAUAGCCACCGUGCUGUCCAGUUCAGAUCUGUUUAUACCAUACUGUUUUAUAGAUGAUUUGUAGGCAAAAACCAAUGACUUUUCCUGAAAUCAAGCCUGGUGACACCUAAAGUUUAUAUGAUUCUCUGUAAGGGCUUUUACCUUACUGGUUUUAUGGAGUUUUGGAGUUUGUUUUAUAAUUAGUUAUGAUGUACAAAAAUGUAUUUGAUAUUAAAGGUUUAAUAAUGAUAAUGUUGCUGAUCAUACCAUUUCCUUAGCCGUAGCUAGCUGCAUCUUAGGCCAGACUAUUGGAGUGCCGGCUUCCCCUGAAGCUGUGCAUCCACGUCCGUGUGAGUGCAGUCUGAGUAUAUCUAGUCGGGACGCACUUGCCAUUGACUCGUGAGCUCUCUCGUGUCAGUGUCCACAUCUGGACAGAUACUUUCCCUUAGCAGCUGUUAAUAACCUGCAGAAGUAGGCUUUCCCAUGGCAGGCGUCCCCAACUUUUAGAUUUCAUACAUUAGUAAUACUUCCAGAGACUUCUGGGGUAGGGUUGCCAAUUGAUUUUGCCAAGUCAUAAGAAACCACUGUGAUCACCAUUUUGUUUCCAUGAAAGGACACUGUCAGACAAGAGGUUCUCAUUGGAACAAAUAUGGCUGUGACUCAGGUCACUGCAUAGUUCUUAGCUCUUCUCACACCCCUGCAUUUGGGAACUGUCACUUUAAGGGACUCUGAAGGGAACUUUGUGCAAACAUGAAAGAUUUGAUUUAAAUGUAAACUUAGAGGGGGUUAGAAUCUUUUUUUAUGGUGCUGUGUAUUGAACUCUGGCCUCUCAUACAUGAGAAGUGUUUCUCUGCCACUAACCUACAUCCUCAGCCUGUUGCAGGGUGUGGGGGGAGUGACUUUGAAUCAUUUUCCUUGUUAUUUAGCUGAUUUGAUGAUUGUACUGAAUUUUGAGCUUGUAAUAAUAAGUUUAUCAGAUAGUUUCCAAGUGUGUUAGAUGGGUAACAUCAUUUGCUAGUGCAGUAAAGGCCCAUAUAUUACAGGUAGGUUUCCUCCGACCUAUUCAUUUUGAUAUGCAUAUUUUCAAGUAAAAGUUAUUACUUAUAAUUUGCAAAUUAAUAUAGAAUUGUGGCAACAGUAAUCAGAAAGGUUAGAACAGUGCUCUCUGAGGUGCGCAUGAAGAUGAAUUCAUUUGGAAACAGGUGAAUUCAGUGGUCCCUUAUCUUUUUCCUACUAAAGAGGCUUGCAUUGACAUUGUUAACCAAGGAAACAGGGUCAGCCUUGAUAAAUCAAGGAAUUAGCCUAAUGAGAGGAAGUACAUUACAGACUACUAGUUGUUCAGCGUUCUUUCCUAACCUCAAAUCUAUUUUUCUAAGCUAAUGUAAAUAAUGUUCAUAUUAGAAUUCUAACUGGUUUUCAUUUUUAUAACUGGUAGACAAGAUCUUCCUUAAACCUUUGGAAAUAAAAUGUUCACAUAGAUUUUUGAAAAUACGUUUUUUGUCCUAGAACAAAGUUUUUAGUUUGUCUUGUCAAACUGUACCAAUGUAAACUGUAAUUUACCAAAGAAAAGUCAUAAUUUUGCUUGAUCUUACAGAAAAGUUCCCUUGAGUAACCAUGUCCAGUAAAUAAAACUUCCAAGUUCCCAGUA